Molecule: messenger RNA, 11460 nt
Organism: Lytechinus variegatus (green sea urchin)
Lineage: Eukaryota; Metazoa; Echinodermata; Echinoidea; Temnopleuroida; Toxopneustidae
Product: talin-1-like
Exons: 58
Coding region: 377-8167 (2596 amino acids)
Biological process (GO): cell-cell adhesion
Cellular component (GO): cytoskeleton; focal adhesion; ruffle
Molecular function (GO): structural constituent of cytoskeleton; actin filament binding; integrin binding
Source: RefSeq, a predicted model, not a curated record
GUGUUGCAUAUAUAUCGUAGGCCUUCAUCAUAUGUAUAGUUUCUGUCGAGAUAGGCUGGAAAAGGAAAUCAUUAUGUGCCAUCUUGCUGAUUUUGAAUGUCUUAUUCAUGUACUCUGGUGAUUACCAGAUCAAACACAUCUUAUUUCAUGAAUUUACUGUUUAGUGGAGAGAUCAAGUAAUCAUCAUGAACUUCUGAAAUGUUUAUGCCAUUGGAUAUUGUAAAUCACCAUAGAUUCUACCAGACAAGAGGAAUGCAUACUUCCUGAUUGAAAUUAGAGGAUAUUCAGAAUUUGAUCCACUAAGACAUUAAAUGUCAACAUUUGUUGGUAAAUAGCUCCACUUUUCAUCCAUUGCUGCCAUUGAAGUCGCCUCGUGAUGGCGCUGCUGUCAUUAAAAGUGCACAUCGUUCAGGCUAAUAGCACCAAGACUAUUCAAUUUCCCCCCACUGACAGUGUCUAUGAUGUAUGCCGUACCAUCAGAGAAAAGAGCACCGAAGCUAAAGACCAAGCAGGCAACCCAAAUGAAUUUGGUCUGUUCUUAGCUGACGAAGAUCCAAAGAAAGGAGUAUGGCUGGAGCCAAACAAAACCCUAGAGCAUUAUAUGCUGAGAAGUGGGGAUGUGUUGGAAUACAGGAAAAAGAUCCGCCCCCUCAGGAUUAAAAUGUUAGAUGGAUCUGCCAAAACUCUUUUGAUUGAUGAUAGCAACACAGUGAGCCAGAUGUUGAUAACUAUCUGCACAAAAGUUGGUGUAACAAACUAUGAUGAGUAUUCAUUGUGUAGAGAUAUGGAGGAAGAAAUCAAGAAAGAUGGAGGAACCCUCAACAGAAGUACACUCAAAAAGGAGAAGAAGAAAGAUCCAGGAGCAUCCAUCUUGAGAGAUGAGAAGAAAAUGGAAACACUGAAGAGGAAGCUGCAUACAGAUGAUGAGAUGAAUUGGCUUGAUCACACGAGGACCCUUCGAGAACAAGGUGUUGACGAGAACGAGUGCCUCAUCUUCCGACGCAAGUAUUUCUAUUCUGAUCAGAAUGUAGACAAACGUGAUCCAGUCCAACUCAACCUCCUCUAUGUACAGUCACGUGAUGCUAUCCUGAAUGGGACCCACCCCUGCUCAUUAGAAGAGGCGUGUCUCUUAGCAGGUACUCAGUGUCAAAUACAAUAUGGUGAUCACAAUGAAAGCAAGCACAAGCCAGGAUUCUUGGAACUAAAGGAUAUGCUACCAAAGGAGUAUGUAAAGGUCAAAGGUGUGGAGAAGAGAAUAUUUGCAGAACACAGGGAAAUGAUAGGAAUGGCUGAGCUAGAUGCAAAAGUCAAAUACACCCAGCAUUGUCGAUCUCUGAAGACAUAUGGUAUCACCUUCUUCUUAGUUAAGGAAAAGAUGAAAGGCAAGAAUAAGCUGGUACCUCGUCUUCUGGGUAUCAACAGAGAGAGUGUGGUUCGUGUUGAUGAGAAGACCAAGGAGAUUUUGAAGACUUGGAAUUUGACGACUGUUCGCCGCUGGGCUGCAUCACCUAAGAGUUUCACCCUUGACUUUGGAGAUUACUCUGACUCCUAUUAUUCUGUACAAACCACUGAGGGUGAGGCCAUUGGAGCUCUUAUUGCUGGAUACAUUGAUAUCAUCCUCAAGAAGCAAAAAGGCAAAGAUCGAAUGGGUCUUGAAGGAGAUGAUGAAUCUCUAUUGUUUGAAGAGAAUGUGAGUGCUACUAAAGCUCGUAUUAUCCAGCUUCAGUCUAAUAAGAAGGGUCAUAUGACAGAGGGAUCUGUAGCUAUGCCUGGACUCAUGAGACCUGGUGGAAAUGCUGGGACAUUCACAACAGGUGAGAUGCAGACAGCUCAGCAAGCCAUGACUACAGGCUCGGCACGCCAGCAGCAUCAAGCACCAUUGGAUCAGGCUAAGAAGCCUGGUAUGACAUUAGCCCAACAGAACUUGAUGACCAAUAUCAAACAAGGAUUUACAGCAAUGGAAGAAGCAAGGAAUGACCUAGGUACACGGGCUGAAAUACCACCACUUGGAUCUGAUCAGGCAUCGAGACAAUGGAGAGAUAAUGAAAUGGAUGUGAACAAGCAGAACAUUCAGUCUCAGCUGAGUGCUAUGGCUGCAGCUACAGCUGGUAUCAUAAGUGAAACAUCAGGGUCUGCUGAUGAUACAGACUACACUACUGUUGGAUCUCAUGUUACAACAAUCUCAUCUAACUUGACCGAGAUGACUAAAGGAGUAAAGAUGCUUGCUGCAUUGUUGGGUGAUGAUGGAGAUAGCGAAAGUUUACUUGAUGCUGCUAGAAAUCUCAUGGAUGCUUUCUCUGAUCUUCUUAAAUAUGCACAGCCUGAUAGCCAAGAGCCUCGUCAGCACCUACUUGGAGCAGCCAAUCAUGUUGGAGAGACCCAGAAUGCAUUGUUACGCUGCAUGGGAAGCACUGGUGAUAUGGAUCCAAGAUUCCAGGAUGCUCUGUUAGCCCUUGCCAAAGCUGUAGCCAAUGCCACUGCUGCAAUGGUUCUCACUGCUAAGAAUGUUGCUUCCAAGACACAAGACCAAGAAUUACAGGAUAAAGUCAUUGCUUCUGCUACUCAGUGUGCACUAAACACUUCACAGCUUGUGGCCUGUACCAAGGUGAUUGCACCUACCAUUAGUAGUCCGGCUUGUCAGGAGCAGUUAGUUGAAGCAGCUAAAUUGGUUGCCAAGACUGUAGAGAAUGUGGUGGAUGCAUCCAGGCAAGCUACCGAUGAUGAAGGUCUCAUGCAGGAUCUUGGAGCAGCUGCUACCGCUGUUACUAAAGCACUCAAUAACCUCCUGGAUCAUGUCAGACAAGGUACUGGCACACAGAGGGCAGUACCACUCUUUGAUGAGGCAUGUGAGCGAAUCGUCACAGCAACAGACAAACUUGGCAACAGUGUUGGUAAUGCUGGUGAGAUGGUCAAGCAAGCUAAACUAUUGGCUAUGGCAACAUCUCAGCUGGUGAAUGCCAUCAAGGGUGAAGCAGAAGAUGUAGAAGGAGAUACUCAAAAGAGACUUCUAGGAGCUGCUAAACAACUCGCUGAUGCUACAGCUAAGAUGGUUGAAGCUGCUAAGCAAUGUGCUCAAAGUCCAAAUGAUCCUGUGAAACAGCAACAGCUGCUGGAUGCAACAAAAGACCUUCAUAUUGCUACUAAUGCUGCAGCUAACAAUGCCCUUAAGAAGAAACUUAUUCUCAAACUUGAGGUAUCUGCAAAGCAAGCAGCUGCCAUGGCCACUCAGACUAUCUCUGCUGCUCAAGGAGCUGGUCCAUCAAAUAGCAAUACUGCUGCCCAACAGGCACUCAUUGAUGAAUGCAAGAUUGUUGCUGAACAUCUUCCAGCAUUGAUCCAUGGUGUAAGAGAUUCUGUCAAUCAACCAGGUAGCUCCAGGGCUCAGAUCAGUCUUAUCAAUGCUUGCCAGAACUUUGUCCAGCCUGGGAACAAGCUUGUGACUGCUUCUAAGCAGGCUUUACCCAAUGUCAGUAACCCUUCAGCAGCCAUGCAACUAAGCAAUUGCUCUAAGAAUUUGAACACUGCCCUUGCUGAGCUGAAGAGUAUUGCUUCCAGGGCCCAAGAAGCAUGUGGUGCUAUGGAGAUUGAUAAUGCUAUAGAGAUGAUCCAUGGUUUAGAAGAUGAACUAGAUCAAGUGAAGAAGAAUGCCAGGGAUGGUAACUUACAUCGUCUACCAGGUGAAACGCCUGAAUACUGUGCCACUCAACUCAGCGCAACAUCCAAAGGUGUUGGUGCAUCAAUGGCCCAGCUCCUGACAGCUGCUGCCCAAGGUAAUGAGAACUACACUGGUAUGGCAGCCAGAGACACAGCCAAUGCUCUCAAGAACUUAAAGGGUGCUGUUAGGGGUGUGGUUGCAAGUACUGAUGAUCCAGAGGUCCAGGAGGGUAUCAUUGACCAUGCCAAGGAUGUCAUGGAUAAGUCUGCUAAUCUCCUAGACGAAGCUAAGAAGGCCCUGCAGAACCUUGAUGAUCCAGGAAAUCAACAGAGAUUAGCACAGGUUGCAAAGGCAGUGUCUCUUGCCCUCAAUAAUUGCGUGAACUGCUUACCAGGACAGCGUGAUGUGGAUAAGGCCAUCAGGGCAGUAGUAGAGUCUAGUAAAGGACUCAUGUCUGGCAAGUUGAGCAAGCCAUAUAAUCGUCACAGCUUGUCUAUGGAUCUCGUAUCACCUACGUCUAGUAUGACCCAAGAGGAUUUGAUGGCUUUGUUUUCAAGUCUGCCAGAAGGAACCCAGAGGAAUUAUCAGGAGCAUCAGAAUGCAUUGAACAGUGCUGCUCAAGGACUCAAUGUAGCUAGUGGAGAACUAGUGGUGGCUGCCAGAGGUACAACUGAAGAACUGGCUUUAGCAGCUAAUGAGUUCAGCAGGGAAUUCCAGGAAUUGAUGGACUCUGGUAUGGGUAUGGCCAGGACAGCUCCGACUGACGCACAGAACAACAUGGUGGGUAGUCUGAAGAACAUCUCAGUAUCAUCAAGUAAACUUCUCUUAGCUGUCAAGUCUAUGUCAGUGGAUCCUAAUGCCCCCAAUGCUAAGAACCUGUUGGCUUCUGCUGCUAGGCAAGUAACAGACAGUGUGAAUCAGUUAUUGAAUACAUUCAUGCAGAGUGCCCCUGGACAGAAGGAAUGUGAUAAUGCAUUACGUAAUAUUCAAACAAUCAAGUCUAUCCUUGAUAACAUCAAUGAACCAAUCAAUGACUGGACUUACUUUGAAUGUCUUGAUUCCAUCAUGCUCAAAUCAAAGGACCUUGGUGAAAGCGUGAAUGGUAUUGCUAAGACUGCCAAGGACGGUGAGCUAGAGAAGUUUGGUCAGAUGGUAGAUUCAGCAGGUCAGGCUGUUUGUGGACUCACCGAAGCUGCUGCUCAGUCUGCAUAUUUGGUUGGUAUCUCUGACCCAUCGAGUGUAGCAGGUAGACCAGGUCUUGUUGACCAGUCUCAGUUAGUUCGUGCCUUCCAAGCUAUUGAAUCUGCUUGUCAGAGCCUUCUUAAUCCAGAUAGCAACCAACAACAGGUUUUGGCUGCAGCAACAGAGGUUGCCAAACACACUUCAGCCCUGUGCAAUAUAUGUAAAGGUGCUUCUACAAAGACCAGCAACCCAGUAGCUAAGAAACACUUUGUCCAGUCAGCAAAAGAUGUGGCUAACAGUACCGCCAACUUGGUCAAGAGCAUCAGGGAACUGGAUGGUAACUUCUCUGAAGCAAAUCGUCGUAACUGCGGUGAAACGACGCGACCUCUUGUGGAAGCAGUUGAGAAUCUUAUCACGUUUGCUAGUUCUCCUGAGUUUGCCAGUGUGCCUGCCAAGAUUACACCACAGGCCCAAGUUGCAAUGACGCCUAUCGUUACAGCAGGCAAACGUAUGAUUUCUAGCUCUAGUGCCUUGAUCCAAACAGCCAAGCCAUUGGCUAUCAAUCCUAAGGAUCCUCCUACAUGGCAGCUAUUGUCCAAUCAUAGCAAGAAUGUAUCAGAUUCUAUCAAGGAACUCAUUGCAUCUAUCAGGGAUCGUGCACCUGGACAAAGAGAAUGUGAUGAAGCAAUCAAUAAAGUGAAUCAAUCAAUCCGUGAUUUAGAUCAAGCUUCUUUAGCUGCUGUUGGUCAGACUCUGCCUCCACAAGAAGGCUUGUCUCUCAGGGGCUACACUGAGAACCUGCUUAACAGCUUAGCACAGAUCAACGCUAAUAUUGAUAAAGUGGCUGCUGCAGCUAAAGGACAAGCAGAGCAACUUGGACAUGGGGUUACUGCUAUGGCAAAUUACUUUGAGCCUCUAACUCGGAAUGCCAUUGGGGCUGCAUCCAAAAGCAUAAACUCACAAAGACAGAGCGAUCUCUUAGAUCAAACCAAGACGGUUGCCGAGUCCUCACUCCAGCUUCUCUAUGUUUCUAAAGAAAGCGGUGGAAAUCCAAAGGCAUUACAGACCCAUGGAGCUGUAGAUGAAGCAGCUCAAGGUAGUAAGGAAGCAGUAGCUGAUCUCAUUGCAACCCUGGAGGAAGCAGCUAGUGAGUUUGGUGUUGUCAGUGGAAUGGUAGAUAGCAUCUCAAGAGCUAUCCUUGUGACUGAGCAAGCUGUACCAGAGAAUGAAGUUGGUGACUUUGUAGACUACCAGACAGACAUGGUUAAGACUACCAAGGCCAUCAUCAGAACAGCUCAAGAUAUGGUGUCCAAGGCUAAUAUUAAUCAGACUGGUGAACUAGGAACCUUAGCUAAUCAACUCCAGCAUCACUACAACAAGCUAGCUCAAAAUGCCAGGGGUGCACAGGCUUCCACCAAUCAAGAGAUGAAGUACCCAUCCCAAGAGGUUGCAGAGAGAAUCAAGAAGUCUGUGCAGGAUCUUGGCAAUUCUUGCAUUGGUUUGAUUAAAGAAGCAGGUAACGUGCAAGGUAACCCUACAGAUAAAAUUUCCAAGAAAGCACUAUCUGAUAAGGCUAGGGACACAUGUGAGAAGGCUAACUUUGUAAUGGCAGCAUUACAGGCUGGUUCGCGAGGUACUCAGGCUUGUAUUGAUGCAGCUAGUACAGUAUCUGGUAUCAUUGGUGAUCUUGAUACUACCAUUAUGUUUGCAUCAGCUGGUACACUCUCUGCUGAACCAGAUAUUGGCUCAUUUGGUGAUCACAGAGAGAACAUCUUGAAGACUGCGAGAGCUUUGGUAGAGGAUACCAAGACCUUGGUUUCAGGAGCUGCAGAUAGUCAGGAACAGCUUGCUAUUGCUGCUCAGUCUGCCGUUGGUACCAUUACACAACUUGCUGAUGUUGUCAAAUUAGGAGCUGCAACCCUUGGUGGAGAUGAUCCAGAUGGUCAAGUUCUUCUCAUCAAUGCUGUGAAAGAUGUGGCCUCUGCUCUGGGUGAUCUUAUCUCAUCAACCAAGAUGGCUGCAGGCAAGAGCAGUAAUGACCCAGCAAUGGAACCACUCAAGAACUCUGCUAAACUGAUGGUAACAAAUGUAACAUCUUUGCUGAAGACUGUGAAGAGUGUUGAAGAUGAAGCAACAAGGGGUACCAGAGCUCUUGAAGCAACCAUUGAUGCUAUUGUACAAGAAGCUAGGAUACUUGACACCGCUCCACCAUCAGAUUCACUUGCCUCUCCAGAAGAACUUAUCCGUAGUACCAAGCAAGUUACUCUGGCUACUGCCAAAGCUGUUGGAGCAGGUAACUCAUGUCGGCAAGAUGAUGUCAUCCAAGCAUCUAAUGUCUCCAGGCAGGCUGUCUUUGAAAUGCUUGACACUUGCAGGAGGGCAGCUCCUAUUGCUGAGAAUCCUGAGGUUAGGAACCGUACCUUGAUGGCUGGUCACCAGUGUGCUGAUGCAUUCAGAUGUCUUCUGGAACAAGUUCAUUCAAACAUUCAGAAGCCAACACCAGACGGGAAACAGAGACUUGUUCAACAUUCUAAGCGUGUAGCACAUACAGUCAGUGAGCUUGUUCAACAUGCAGAGCAACUCAAAGGUGCUGAUUGGGUGAACCCUGAUGAUCCUAAUGUUAUUGCUGAGAAUGAACUCCUUAGUGCUGCCAAUGCCAUUGAAGCUGCUGCAAAGAAACUAUCCCAGCUGAAACCACGUCAAGGUGCUAGGAAAGCAGAUGACAGUCUUAACUUUGAGGAGCAAAUCUUGGAGGCAGCUAAAGCCAUUGCUGCAGCAACAAGUGCUCUUGUCAAGGCAGCUGGCUAUGCACAGAGGGAAUUGGUUCAACAAGGAAGGGUGCGUGCUAACCCAUCACCCUACAGUGAAGAUGGUCAAUGGUCAAUGGGUCUGAUUUCUGCUGCUCGUAAGGUUGCUGCAGCUACACAAGGUCUGUGUGAAUCAGCAAACUCUGUGGUACAAGGUCAUGCUAGUGAAGAACGCUUGAUUGGAUCAGCCAAGCAAGUCGCUAGUUCUACUGCCCAACUCUUGGUUGCGUGCAAGGUCAAGGCUGACACCUUUAGUGAAUCCAUGCGAAGAUUACAGGUUGCUGGUAAUGCAGUAAAACGUGCCUCAGAUAACCUGGUAAAGGCUGCUCAACAGUCCCAGGAAGCAUCAGAAGAAUCACAAGGUGUAGAGAUUACAGACCGUAUGGUAGGUAACAUCGCAAUUGAGAUUGAAGCUCAGGAGGCAAUCUUGAAGAAGGAGAAGGAAUUAGAAGAAGCAAGAAGGAAACUUGAAAUAAUCCGCAAGAAAAAGUAUGCCAACAAACCUCCAUCAGAUGAAGAUUGAUUCUAACCACUUAUAGACAGUUCAUUAUAAAUAUUUUUAAGAAGAUCAAUGUUUUAGUUCUGUAUCUUUUUUGCAACAAUAUAAAAAAGUACAAUGAUAUUCAGAAUGGAUAACUUGUUUAGUGUUACUUCAAUGUGUGUAAGAUAUUCCUAUAUUUUGUUCACUUCUCUUAUAUCAAAAAAAUGUUUUAGCAUUAUGCACAUAAUUCAUAGACCCAAACCCAAGUUAUCUUGAGCAAUAGGUUAAUCACUCAUUUUUUUUUUCAUUGGUCUGAGCAGUUCAUUGAAUGGCAGAAGUGUAUCUUACGUAAACUAUAUCUCUUACACAUGGAAAAGAAAAAUUGCUGUAAAAAUGAAACAAAAAAUAAAACGUUUUUUUUUCUAGAGGUAUGUUGAGUGGACAAUGGUGUUGCUUUCCCUGUGAUAAGAUGGAUGGUCAAAUAUCGAUGUAUUUUGUGUUACAGAAAUUUUGAAACAAAAUGUUUUCUAUGAAAAAUGUAAUGCUCUGCGAGUCUGCCUACCCCAUGUGUGUAUUCUUAAAUUAGAAGAAAAAAUGGGAUGAUCAAUACCAAUGUCGCCAUGCUUGUCAUUUAGUAUAUUGUGUAGAUUUAGAAAUAAAUAAUGUUUUAGAUCAUAUUAUUGCUUUCGAUUAUGUUACAUAGAUUAAUGAAUUAAAUCUCUAUGGUGUUGAUGAUUUAGACCUACACAAACUGCGACAUGUUUUGUCUAUGGCAGAAGCUGUGACAUAUCUUGUCUACGGCAGAAUCUGUGACGUAUCUUGUCUACGGCAGAAUCUGUGCCAUGUCUUGUCUAUGGCAAAAUCUGUGCCAUGUCUUGCUGCAGGAAUCCUCCUCAGCGUCUUUUUCUCUCUAAUCCUCCCAUUUCAGCACUUAAGUAGAGAACAAUAAGGAAUAUGGGGAAAACCAUUUUGAAAUACACUGAGUGGGAUUUCUGCUAAAAGAUGUUCAGACUUUUUAAGGUGCCUAAUAGUGCUUUUGUAAUGUAGUAAAAUUAUAGAUAUUCAUUAGGUGUGAAAUUAUGUUAUUGUGGACUAUUUGUAUGUUCACCCAAGAUAUGUCUGACCUGUGGUGCAGCAUUAUACAUUGAAUCUUAUUUUUUAUUUGUGUCUACUGUAGCAAAAUAUCCAUUGAUUAUUAUUUCAAUUUAUUUGAAGACUUACAAUGACAUAACUUACUCUGAUAUUAGAUUUCCUGACUGGUGGUAUAUUGUUGAAGAUAAAUCUAAUCAUGAGUAUAUAGUGAGUUAGGCCUGAAUGACAUAGUUUAAUUAUUGUCUUCCAUCUUCAGGCUUUAAAUAUUUUUUUCUUUCAGAAAUAAGUUUACAAGUUUGAUUGAAAAGGGCAGAUAAUGAAGAUUUUCUUUUUGUAAAUUUUGUCAAACAUUAUUAUAGCUUCCAUGUCUGAUGCUUUCAUUCAUAUCACAUUUUGGAUGAUAACAAUCUGAUUGUUAGUGUGUGCGUGUCUAUGUAUAUAUCUGCCUUUCAUGUGGUGUAUUAAUGAUAAAAAUUAAAUAAAUGUUAAUUUUGAUCCCUUUCUCUAUUUCUAGCUUAGAUUUUAUGGAGUUUUCUAACUCACUCUCUGUGUUAAAGAAAAAUAUAGAAAAAAAAUUUCUGCAAGUUGCAUCUCGAAAUGUGUAUUGGUUCAAUUGUAUGAUCUGUAUGUAAGAAGAUUGCUAGUAUUUAUAUAGUAUGUUCUGUUUUGUUUACUGUACAUGUUUGAAAUAUCAAGUUUUAUUUUAAAUUAUAAUAUGGUCUAUAUCCAAUUUGUAGAGUUGCAUUAAUAGUGAAAACUUGUACUUUAUUUUUUUUUUUUUCGUUUUUUGCUACUCAUUUUUUCAUUGGUCAUAAGCAUCAACAAGUUUGAUUUUGGGGGAAAAGUGAUACCAUGAUUGUUGUGACAUUUGAAAAUUAUUCUUCUAGAUGCUAAAACAGAUCAUCAAACUAUCCCAAGAUCACUGGGUGAAAUAUAAAUGCUCUCAAGAUCGUGUUUGUCAUUAAUUGUUGAGAGAACAAUAUAUUUUCAUAUUAGAUAGAGCAUGUCUGUGAAGUUGUAUGUUUAUAAUGUAUAUAUAUUUUGUUACCCCUCUGAAUGCAAUUGGGAGUAUGUGAUUAAGACAUGUGGAUAUCAAGUAAAUGAAUAUGCAAGAAUUAUAAGAUGCUAUCACAAAAGAACGCUCACCUGUUCAUUGAAGCAGCAAAUUCUACAUUGUAUGAUUUAUUGUCAUGUUCAGAAUCACUCACAUAGCUCAGAUGGAUGCACAGUUUAACAUAAAACAACGAUGAUGAUGAUUAAAUAAUUGUGACAACUUGCUGUUAAUAAUGUCAUGCAGCAAGCACUCAGAAUCUCUAUAUGCACUGAAUGGUAAAUGGUUGAAAAUAUAUCUCUGAAGGUUGAUGGUAAUGAACAGCAAAGCAUUUCAUUUGUAUAUGACAUUACCACAAGAAACAAAACACACACACAUAAAACAACUAAGUGGUUUUUAGCUUUUAUAACAUUUACUACUUGAAGACAAGUUAGGAGAGUACAAAGAUAAUAUAUUGACUUUGGAAUGACUUAAUGGAAUUCAAGUUGAAUAACAAAUCUUGGAUAUGUAAAUGAAGAUAAUUUGUUGCAAAUAAUGGUAUAGCACACAACGUUGGUACAUGAUAUGUGAUUAUGUAUGCAGUUAGUAUUGCCUGUGCUCAUUAAUUGCCUAUUGUAAAUAAUUUCCAGCUCUUGAGCAAAGAAAAAAAACAUUUAUCUCUAAAUGUUAUUCAAACAAUUUAUAUCUUUAUGUAAUGACAUAUUUAGUUACACCUGCUCAAAGCUUUAGCUUUCAUUUUUUGUAGUUUGGAAUGAAUUGUUUUCAUCCUAGUUUUAUUAUCACUAAGCUAUAUAUUAUUUGCAUGGAUGCUUGAUGUGUUUGGGUCUAAUUAGUUUGGGUUACAUCUAAUUCAUUAAUUUCUUUUUCAUGUGUGUUUCAACAAAUUUUUAUGAUUUUUGUAAUUACAUUAUCAAAGAAUUAUGAAUAUACUUUGAUAUAACUGUCAAAACUAAUAGUCAUUUUCUAUGAUUAUUUUUUUUUAAUGACAGAAAAACAGUUUAAUAAUUCAUGAAACAGAUUUAAGACAGAACAAAGUUACAAAAUUGUGAUUCAGUCUAUUAAUUAUAAAAUAGUAUCUCUUUCUUAACUCUCUCUUGGAUUUACAUGAUAUAUCACAUAUAUGCCUGUAUGAUAUUCACGUUUUUUGAAAUAAAAACAAAAAUACAUCAAGGAACAUUUAUACAUAAAUGAA